UGAACAAGGUUUCGAUCACUGAAGCUUCUCUGUGUUUGUAAUCGCUUUUUAUAGCUGUUCAAAGCAAUGGUACAUUACUUUUAGCUACACAGUUCGAUUGAUUUUUACAUUGAAAGUGUAUUCACAUCUGUAAUCACAUUUAGUCAUGGUAUUCUGUGACCAUUAGAAAGAAACAAAAAUUAGAUUAAAGCUGUUUAAUCCACCGACAAAUAUUGGUCAUAUGUAUCCAAUUCCAGUCAACAACAACGAUCUCAUUUUUGCCUUUUAGGCGUUCAUUCUGUUUACACCAUAUUUUUUUCUUUAUGUACCAGCUGACACUUAGUUCAAGAUUUCGUACUGUUGGCCUGAUCUUUUAUUAUCAAGUCACGGAUUUAACCGUUAGGUUUAACGGAGGAUAAAUUAUCUGAACUGUUCUUUAGAGAUUUGGUGGGUGGAAUAUGCUGGUUGGUUUUGGCAGUCUUAUGGGAUGGCUUUUAGCUAAUUUUAUUUACUGUAUACUGAAAAAUUGAUCACUGAAUAUAUAGAGAUUACAUAUUAUUCACGUGCGAUAAAAAUGUUAAUAUACUCGAUUUUUAUCCCACAUUAAAAAAAUUAUAAAGGAAUGGAUGUUAAUAAAUACUAAUUCCUAUAAUCUCCUUGCGUAGAUCACAUAUUCUCAAAGAAUCUCAUAACGAAGCACAACUCCGAAUAGAAGCAGGCAGCAAGGAAGUAGUAUUUUUCAUGUUCAGAUCUAGAAACUGUGGUUGAUGUAGGAACAGUUUGUUCAAUAUAAUCUGCAGGAUUAUAGUUCACUCAAUAAACAUUUGGGAAAACAACAAAACAUUCAUUGAUUAGAUUGUUAUAAUUUUUUGGUGACAACCUUUCAGCUAUCAUAAUAAACAUACAUAUACCUUCUUUGGAACCUUCUGAUUGAUAAUUCAAUAUGAGUGUGGAAGUGGAAAUUCAAUCUCCGAAUUUCUGUCAUAUUGAUGGAGAAAAUGAUCCACAUGAAUCACUUAUUCCAGAAGAUAACAUUUCAACUGUAUACAAUGAUCCAUCUAAUAUCAACUUGGAUUAUAAUAAUAACCUAAUAAAUGAUUCAAAUGAUCAUUUACAUGAAGUUCUUAAUAAUUUAGACAUCUUAACUGAUGAGUUAAAGAAACCAUUAGCUGAUUCAUCCCCGACUGAUUUAUCUAAUUUACCAUAUCCUCCUGGUUACUCAAUUAUAAAACAAAAUGGCUCAGCAACGAUGACUGAAAAUCAACAUGACAAAUCGAAUGAAACUGAAGAAGAAAAUUCAAAGGAACCAAGAAUGACAAAAAAAUUUUUAAAGCAACAUUGUGCAAAGAAUAAAUUAUAUCAAACACCACAAUUAAAUGAUAUUCUAUAUCUACAUUAUAAUGGUUUUUCUAAAAUUGAAAAUCUUGAAGAAUAUACCAAUUUAAAAUGUUUAUUUUUAGAAGUAAAUGGUUUAUUAAAAAUAGAUGGAUUACAUAAUCAAAUUGAAUUACGUUCAUUAUAUUUAUCAAAAAAUUUAAUACAUAAAUUAGAAAAUUUAGAACAUAUGAAAUAUUUAGAUACAUUAGAUGUUAGUUAUAAUAUGAUACAGAAAAUUGAAAACCUUGAUUUACUUCCAAAUUUUACAAAAUUAAUUAUAUCCCAUAAUAAAUUAACCGAAAUUAAUGAUUUAAUACAUUUAAUUCAAUGUCCAAAUCUAUCAGUACUUGAUAUACAACAUAAUUUUAUAAAAGAUCCAAAUGUAGUUGAAGAAGUAUUUGCUAAAAUACCAAAUUUACGAGUUUUAUACAAUCAAGGAAAUCCAUUUAUUCGAGAAGUGAAGAAUUAUCGUAAAAAUAUUAUUAAUCAAUGUAAAAAUCUGACCUAUUUAGAUGAUCGUCCUGUUUUUCCAAUGGAUAGAGCAUGUGCUGAAGCAUUUUAUGCAGAGGGAGUUGAAAAAGAACGUGAAGUUCGACAACAAUGGAUUGAUGCAGAUCAAAAAAAGAUUUUAGAUAGUGUCAAAUGGUUAUCUAGUAAGCGUGAAAUCAUAGAAGCAAGACGUCGUGAAGCUGAAUUGCGUAAAAACGCCGAAGAAGCUGGCUUACCAACUGAUAACAUACACGUUACACCAGGUGAUGUUGACUGGUUAUAUGGUGAUGUAGAUAGUGCAAAAAAUGAAAGUGAUUCAGACCAGGAACUUGAAGAAACAAAUAAUAAUGUAGAAAACUCAGCUGUUACUUCAUCCAAUGCAAAGGAUGAAGAACUUUAUACCAUAACAGAUUCUGGAACACUAGAAACUCAACUAUCUGGAAAAUUAUGUUCAUCAGAGAUAGUAAACUUAGAAACGGAUAACACUGAGUUGCAUAUUUCACAGGAAAAGAAUAAUGCAGAAUUAAUUUUGGACGAUCAUACUGCUAUAAGUGAACAAAAUAAUGAUUCUAAUGAAGAUGAACCAAGUGCAAGGGAGUACUUUGGGAAACCAAAGAUUGAAUCAGUUUCAGUGAAUGAAGAAAUACCUUUUGUCAAAGUUAAUGAAAAUAAUUCAAUUUUUAAUCAUUUAAAUGAUGAUCACCGUGGUAACAAUCAGAAUAGUAAUAAUAGAAGCAAUUUAUUAUGCUUCUUAAAUAUUACAGGUAAUGAUGAUGAUGAUGAUGAUAAUGAUGUGUCCGAUCAAGAGAUUGCAGAUGAUUGCACAGAAAGUAUUGAAAUAGAUGAUUUGGCUAUUAAAACAAGAAAUAUGAAAACUUCUAAGAAUUUGAUAACAACAAUCGAUAAUGGUGAUCAACUUGAUGAAACUAUCGUAUUAAGUGAAGAAAUAGCUAAAGAAAACAUAUCUCAUUUUCCAAAAUCUGCAUUCAUUGAAGAAUUAUGUAAUGAAGCUUAUAAUCUGAAUACGUCUUUCAUGAACACAGCAUUAGAUGGAAAAAGAAAUCCUACAAAUUCCGAAGAAAUAGAUGGUCAAGAUGUUAUUGAAAUAUGUGAAGAACAGGGAUGUGAAUAAUAAUGUUUCUUCAACACCCUAUUACAAGAUGAUGAACAAAUCAACCGGUGUGGACAAUACAGUUAUGACACUCUGAUUAAGUUAUCAAGAACGAUAAAAAAUGAAUCAUUCGUGUAAUAAAAUAAAUUUACUAAUUAUCAUUGUUUUACUAUCACUAAGGGGUGGUAUACAGGACGAUUACUUUUCAUAGUCUAGCUCUUCAGGAUCCUG
This is a messenger RNA of Schistosoma rodhaini, 3187 nucleotides long. The record is from the annotation of a GenBank genome assembly. Lineage: Eukaryota; Metazoa; Platyhelminthes; Trematoda; Strigeidida; Schistosomatidae.